UCCCCGCACAAGCCGUUGAUAGCUUCUUUGACGCGUCCCUCUUUCUAUUUCUCUUAACCGACGAUGAUGAAUUUCGUCUGAAGAAUCUUCAGACAAAAAAAAAGAAAAAGAAAAAGAAAAAAAAGCAAAAUACAUUCAGAUGACUGGUCUUCACGUCUCUUCUUCCCCAAUUAAUCAAACCCUAAUUCCAUAACAACUACGAUUUCCCCAGCUGCAUCAUCAUCCCCUUUUUCCUAGAUUGAAAAUUUUGUAUCUACAGUUUUAUGAUCCUUUAAUUCUAGAGAAGGAGAGAAUUUAGUUAGGAAUAUAGAAUUUAUAGAUAGAUACGUAAAGAGAUGUCGAAUUUAUAUGGAGAUUUUAAUCAGAAGAUUGAUUAUGUAUUCAAGGUUGUAUUAAUUGGUGACUCUGCUGUUGGUAAAUCUCAGCUAUUGGCGAGAUUUGCUAGAAAUGAAUUCAGUCUGGAUUCUAAAGCAACUAUUGGUGUGGAAUUCCAGACUAGAACCCUUACUAUUGAUCACAAGACCGUUAAGGCACAGAUUUGGGAUACUGCCGGCCAAGAAAGGUACCGAGCAGUCACGAGUGCCUAUUACAGGGGAGCAGUAGGAGCAAUGUUGGUUUAUGACAUGACUAAACGGCAGUCUUUUGAUCACGUUGCAAGGUGGCUGGAGGAGCUUCGUGGCCAUGCUGAUAAAAACAUAGUCAUCAUGCUUAUUGGCAAUAAAUCUGAUUUGGGUACCCUUAGAGUUGUAUCCACUGAAGAUGCCAAGGAAUUUGCUCAGAGGGAGAAUCUUUUCUUUAUGGAAACAUCAGCCCUUGAGUCCACCAAUGUUGAAACCGCAUUCUUGACAAUUCUGACAGAUAUUUACCGGAUUAUCAGCAAGAAAGCAUUAGUUGCCAAUGACGAACAAGAAUCCGCAGGAAAUUCAUCACUUCUCAAGGGAACCAAGAUAGUUGUUCCAGGUCAGGAGCCCGAAGGUGGAAGGAAAACAAUUUGUUGUGGUUCAUAGGCCUUCUCUUUUGAACAACCAAGUGUUCUGUUGUUCUUUAACUGUUCCUUUUUUUUUUCGGCCCCACUUCUUGCUUGUGUUUUUCCUUUCUUUAUUGAUGAGGCGAUCGUUAAUUCACAGCCCAUUGGUAAUUUCUUACUGUUUUUUCUUACUUCUCUGUAUACUUGUAACUUGUUUAAGGCACUUGUGUCACAAAAGUUUUGAAACAUCAACCCAAAAUCAACUACUUGAGUA
Papaver somniferum (opium poppy) is the source of this 1241-nucleotide messenger RNA. RefSeq names its product ras-related protein RGP1. Lineage: Eukaryota; Viridiplantae; Streptophyta; Magnoliopsida; Ranunculales; Papaveraceae. The coding region runs from base 336 to 1007 and encodes 223 amino acids. The record is from RefSeq and is a predicted model, not a curated record. Gene Ontology annotation, cellular component: endosome. The transcript has 2 exons. Gene Ontology annotation, molecular function: GTP binding; GTPase activity.